AUGAAGGCCUCCAUCUUCGCUCUCGCUCUUGCUGGUGUUGCUAGUGCUCACAGCACUGUUUACAGCAUCUCCGUCAACGGAAAGUCCCAGGGUCUCGGAAAUGUCCAGGGUGGAUACAUCGACUCACCUCCCAACAACGACCCAAUUAAGGAUGUUACCUCCAAGGCUAUGGAGUGCAAUGUAGCCAACAUCAAGGCUUCCAAGUCCGUUGCCGUCAACGGUGGUGACAAGAUUGCUGUCGAGUGGCACCACAACAACGCUGACGCUAGCGACGACAUCAUCGACCCAUCUCACAAGGGACCUAUUACCGUCUACAUGUCUAAGGCUGGCUCUUCUAUGUCAUGGACGAAGAUUGCUGAGGAUGGCUACGACGGCAAGUCAUGGGCUGUCGAGAAGCUCAUCAAGGGCUCAUACACCGGCAAGCCAGGACAGCAUGAGUUCACCCUGCCCAAUGUUGCACCGGGCGAGUACAUCAUCCGCCCUGAGAUCAUCGCUCUUCACGAGGGUGACCGUAUCGGUGGCGCGCAAUUCUACCAGGAGUGCAUUCACAUCAAGGUCGGUGGCUCUGGCACCACUGCUUUGCCUGCCGGUGUUGCCAUCCCUGGCUACCUCAGCGCCCAAGACCCGGGUGUUCACUUCAACCUCUACGGCUCCUACUCUAGCUACCCCAUGCCAGGACCCAAGCUCUGGAACGGUGCCGGUGCUGCUGCCCCUGCUAAGCCCGCUCCUGCUGCUCCUACCACCACCAAGGCCGCUGCUCCUGCCCCUACCAAGGUCGUCGCCCCUACUACCACCAAGGCCGCUACCCCAGCUAAGACUACCCUUGCCACUAUCGCUAAGCCUGCUCCUACUGCUGGCGGUGCUGGUGCUCAGAAGUACGGCCAGUGCGGUGGCAACGGCUUCACAGGUCCCAAGACCUGCGCUUCCGGUUGCAAGUGCGUCAAGCAGAACGACUGGUACUCUCAGUGCUUACUGCAGGGUGUGGAGGUAUCAGGCGAGGUUACCGUCGGCAUGCUAAUGACACUGAUUACUUCGUCCAACAUCGGGACCCACUUGCGAAGUCCUGGCCUUCAGGACAGGCACGAGUUGCAUAAACAGUGGGAAGAACAACUCACAGCCAUCGUCGAGGAGCUGCACGUCCACGAUAUCGUGUGGGGCGAUGUUCACCUGAUGAACGUUGUUGUUGACGAGGCAAUGAAGGCUUGGGCUAUUGAGUUUGUGGAUGGUGAGAAGCGCGAGACGAUCGAGGGUGACUGGCAGGGCAUAACAAGGCUGUUUCAGGAAUGGCUUCCAGCUACAAUGAGACGGAGGCAGUGUCAAUGA
Molecule: messenger RNA, 1323 nt
Organism: Alternaria atra
Lineage: Eukaryota; Fungi; Ascomycota; Dothideomycetes; Pleosporales; Pleosporaceae
Exons: 3
Coding region: 1-1323 (440 amino acids)
Biological process (GO): carbohydrate metabolic process
Cellular component (GO): extracellular region
Molecular function (GO): cellulose binding
Source: RefSeq, a predicted model, not a curated record